Messenger RNA from Closterium sp. NIES-67, 2467 nucleotides. The record is from the annotation of a GenBank genome assembly. NCBI's taxonomy places the organism in Eukaryota, Viridiplantae, Streptophyta, Zygnematophyceae, Desmidiales, Closteriaceae.
GAAGAGGUUGACUGGCGCUUGUACAUGUCCCGCCUGGACAGUGAAGCGAACAUGCUCCUUCUAUAGUCCAGUACAGUGGCCGCUCGCCUCGUUGCUAGUUGUGCUGCGAGGCCAUGGGAAGGAUGCGACGCGAGAUAGAAUGGGAGUGAUAUUUUCCGUCUUCCUGACCCCCCCUGGUUCAUUCUCUCCGUCAUUCUCUCCGUCUUCCUGACCCCCCUAGUUCAUUCUUCGCAAUAUUAGUACGAAGAUCGUGACAGUAAAGCUCCGCUGCCGCAUUCACAUGUAAUUGUUACCACGAAGGCUGAAUCUAGAAGCAGUGCGUCAGAGACGUCUCAAUGACAGUUCAGCGGUGAUGUUCUGGGGUAUCACAGACUAGCGUCUGCAGCUUGCAACGAGGACGCCCCGGCUGCGAUGGCGACUAGAGAGCAGCGAUGACGCUGUCGGCAUUGUGCUUUGAGACGUCUCAAAACACGACUUGUAUCUCACGCUGUGGGUGUCGGAGACAUCCCGGUCAGCCAGAGCCAGUCUGGGGGAUCUUCCCGUAACGUCGGAGAGGAACACAGGCUGCCACCCAGUGGGUGAUUGCUGCUUGGAGCAACAAUGACUCUCUAUAGCAAAUCGCGGUACACGUACAAGUCGCUCCUUGAGGUGCCUCUUGAGUCGACUCAAGGUCCACGUCGUCAGCCGCGCUUUGACGGGCGUCGCUGCAUGUCGCGUUCCGCGUCGCGUUUGAAACCGCGGCGCGAGGCGCUCGCGCUUCGGGUCUUCCUGGCGACCUGCCUCGUCGCGGCGUGCACGCACGCGUUUGGGGAGGAACCCCAGUGGUGUUUUGUAACAGCCGAAGGUCGACGGGCCCAAGGCGAUAACCGCCCCCCCUCCGGAGUCAACAGGGCCAAGCCGCUCUUUGGACAUGAGAUUGAUACGAAAAGUGAGGAGGUGGAUAAGAGAGGGGGAGGGGAGGAGUCGGUUGCAAGACCCCCCCUUCAAAGCAGUAAGCGCCCCCUUUCCGGAGUCAACAACAGGGCCAAGCCGCUCUUUGGAGCUGAGAUUGAUGCGAGAAGUGAGGAGGUGGUUAAGAGAGGGGGAGGGCAGGAGUCGGUCGAAAGAAGGGAGGAGGAUGAAAGAGGGCUAGCACGGGAUGGGGAGGUUGGGAAGGGUGGGAGUGAGAGAGGGAGAGGGGAGGAGAAGGGAGGGGAGGAGAAGGGAGGGGAGGAGAAGGGAGGGGAGGAGAAGGGAGGGGAGGAGAAGAGAGGGGGGGUGCUGGAUUUUGAGCCGACUCAAGUGGUUGAGAAGAGCAGGAGUGAGAGAGGGGGAGGGGAGGAAAAGGAAGGGCAGGGGGCGGAGCAGGGGGGUGGGAAGGUAGAGGAGGGAAAGCGGGAGAUGAUAGAGAAGAAAGAAGGGGGAAGAGGAGGCAAGAGAGGAGGGAAGAGAGGAGGGAAGAGAGGAGAGAGAAAGGCGGGGCGAGUGGGCGUGGCAGCUGCUGUGGCUCCUUCGUUUUGGCUGAUCAACCGAACCACCUUCAAGACAUGGGGGCCUGCACACAGCAGCAGGAGCAGCAGCGGCAGCGGCGGCAUAAUCAGAAGUCCCAGGAGCAACAAGGAAGUGAAAGGCACAGGACAGAAGAGGGGGAGCAGAGGGAGAGAAGGCCAAGGGAGGCCCAUUCUCAAGGAAAUGCCCACGCCCAUGCCCAUGCCUAUGCCGGUAGCUCUGCACGUUUCCAUGCCUGCGACCAUGCAUGUGCCGGUAGCUCUUGAGUCGACUCAAAAGAGGGGGAGCAGAGGGAGAGAAGGCCAAGGGAGGCCCAUUCCCAAGGAAAUGCCCACGCCCAUGCUUAUGCCAGUAGCUCUGCACGUCACCAUGCCCAUGCCCUUGCCAAAGCCGGUUCCUGUGCAUAUGGGUAUGGCCACAUCGGUCUUCGACCUCGACAGCCCUAGGGCUGUGCCACAUGCUCACUCACAGCUAGGCUCGGUCCCCAGUGGGGAAGCUCGUUCUGAACCGCCAGGUGGGGGCGAGGUGCUGCAGGGUCAGCGGCGCCUGGCGCUCCGUGUGAGCCUGAGUGGGCAAUCGAACAGCGCAAGUUCUUCUGGUCAGCGCCAGGAGCAGCAGCAGCAGCAGCAGCAGCAGCAGCAGCAGCAGCAGCAGCAGCAGCAGCAGCAGCAGCAGCAGCAGCAUCAACAGCAGCACCGGCAACAGCCGCAGCAUCGCCAGCAUCAGCAGCAGCAGCAGCAGCACCGGCAGCAAGUCAACCACCAAACCAGGCUCCAGCUCAACCCCCUGCUGCUGAACCACCUGCUGCCAUACCACCUGUUGCCGAACCUCCUCCUGCCGCACCAUCUCCCGAACCUCCUGCCGCUGCACCUCCUGCCGAACCUCCUGCCGCUGCACCUCCUGCCGAACCUCCUGUCCCUGCGCCCUUAGCCCCACCCUCUGCCCCAUCUCCCGAUCCUAUUGCCACUCCCCCUGUUGC